AAUUAAAUACACUACUGCAAUGUUUUUUUAAAAAAGUUCGACGAUUUUUUUUUAUACGUCAAUUUUAGAUAUAAAGUUGCAUUUUUGUAAAAUAAUUUUAAUUAACAUAAAUUUAAAUUAUAAAAAAUUCCUUUGUCCGGCUUCUCUGAAAUUCUUCCACCGGGGAAAAGUACAAGAACGGAACGAUUGAGAACGCAGUUGUUUCGGCAACAAAACCAUUACAGGGCAUCUAGGGUUUCUGCAAACCCAAAUUGAAGUUCAAAUUUCUGGAGAGUAGAGAGAGAUGUUGAGCAAAGGCCACGACGCCAUGGAGGUGGCGAAGACGGUGUUGGAGGUGGCGGACGUGGCGUGGACCGCCAUAGAAUGUUGUCACCACCACCACGACGAUGACAAUCUCAAGGAUCGGGAAGCCGUCAGCGAGAACAAUAGCUGUUUGUCUUCAGAGCAAGAGUUGGAGGCCCUACGAUCGGAAAAUUGCCGCCUUAGAGGUUUACUCGGGGAGAAUCUCAAACUACUUCAAAAUCUUUCCCAAGCUCCGGGUCUUUCCAAAGAUUGCCCUCCGGACUUGUAUGCCCGUCUUGUAGCUACUGUGGAUUCUAAACAUUUUUUGAGUCAACUUAAGUCCAUCCAUCAGGCAUCAGCUAAUGGAACUGGCAAUGAAUUUCCUUUCAAGAAGGCCACAGGAGCUGAUUUGCAUUCAGCUGAAAUUCUUAUCAAUAUUGACCUUGGAGAACCAAGUUGGUGGGUGUGGGUCACAGAUGAAAUGGUUCCAAGUAAAGUUGAAGAAUACUGUGAGAUUGAUGAUGAAAAUUAUGUGGUUGUCAGCGAGGAACAUGUCGUGGAUGGGGUUGCCAGCUUUAUAGCUAGAUGCAUUUUGUCAAACCCGAAAGCUCUGAGUUUUACACCUGAGGAACUGCAGAAAACUGUGGCAAAAGCAUUGUGUGACAUGAACAAGUUAGAGAAGAUGUUACACAUUUGGCAUGCUGGAAAGAUGUUUUAUACUCUUUCAACAUGGGGUCUUGCUCUAGCUGGGUUGUAUAGGAGCCGCACUAUAUUGAAACUUGCUGCAAACGGAGUUCAUGCCACCAGCAAAGUUGUUCUAAGGGCUCUCUGAAUCUGGAUGGACUCCUGAAUGUGAAUGGCACGAGUUUAUCUUCGCUGUACAGAUCAUCAAAACAAUUCUCUUCCUGUCAUCCCUAUUCUACACGAAUAAUUGUGAAUAGCAUUUGUUGUUGUAUCUGGUUAAUUGAUAUAUCUUCUACAUUCUGGAUAAAAUGCAUCGAAUUGGGUUCAUCUCCAGUCUUGAUGAUCUAGGUCUUCAGAUUAUUUAUGCUGGAGGAUAUGCUUGUGUUGGAUAUAAAAGAAUCAAAGAAAACCAAUCUGUCAAUCCUUUUUUUUUUUUUUUUUUGAGAAAUCAAAUUUAUUUUAGCA
Messenger RNA from Malania oleifera, 1431 nucleotides. RefSeq lists its product as uncharacterized. The transcript has 6 exons. The record is from RefSeq and is a predicted model, not a curated record. NCBI's taxonomy places the organism in Eukaryota, Viridiplantae, Streptophyta, Magnoliopsida, Santalales, Ximeniaceae. The coding region runs from base 284 to 1114 and encodes 276 amino acids.